AUGGGUAUGACAGGGAAAAAACACGUUGAGAUGAUGUUCCUCAAUUAUAUAAUAGUACUAAAAGGUGCAUGUAUUGUUAAAUCAAUUAUUGGAGCUGUUGGAUUUGAUGUUGUAAAGGAAAGGUUGAUGAAAAUUUGGGAAAGUGAAGACUGCAUUAAAAAGUCAGAGAUAAACUCAAAGAACCAUUGUGGUGGUCGUGAAGUAGCUACUGGGACACACACAUGUGGCUCUAUCACAGUUGGAAAGCACCGGAAGAAACUUAAAAAGUAUGAAGAAAUUAUACGGAAAAAAAGACAGUGUGAAUUUAAAAUUGAUCAAUUGGAAUCAUAUUAUGAAGUUGCGGGAGGAGUAAAGAUAAAGAGAUUAUUUGGUCUUGGAUCUAAAGUUGAAAGUUACUUUGAAAAAAAUCUUUGUGCCUGUAAUGCCUCCACAUCAGUACCACCUUCAGUUUUUUCGAUACUGACAACAAAUUUGGAGGAGUUUGUAAAGCAAUUGAUUCCAGCACUUACUACUCACUUUCUUCCAGUAGUUAUUGAGUGUAUUGGUGGUAUUAGGGAUCAAGAAGGUGUUGUUCUUGAUCCUCCUCCCACUAAUGAUGAUGACGUUGAUUCGUAG
Capsicum annuum is the source of this 615-nucleotide messenger RNA. RefSeq lists its product as uncharacterized. The transcript has 3 exons. Lineage: Eukaryota; Viridiplantae; Streptophyta; Magnoliopsida; Solanales; Solanaceae. Bases 1 to 615 code for a protein of 204 amino acids. The record is from RefSeq and is a predicted model, not a curated record.